Messenger RNA from Penaeus indicus, 2105 nucleotides. RefSeq names its product progestin and adipoQ receptor family member 4-like. Bases 505 to 1518 code for a protein of 337 amino acids. Gene Ontology annotation, molecular function: signaling receptor activity. The record is from RefSeq and is a predicted model, not a curated record. Gene Ontology annotation, cellular component: membrane. Lineage: Eukaryota; Metazoa; Arthropoda; Malacostraca; Decapoda; Penaeidae. The transcript has 5 exons.
CGAUACCAGAUCCCACACUGUUAAACGCGCGGCUUCGAAACACCCUCGUCGAAUCCCGUUCCCUGCCUUUAACCCUCCUCCAUUACGCUUCCCCUUCUCUCCUGCAACAACGAGUGAAAAAUAGGAAAAUUAAGUGUUUCUGAUAAAGAUAUAGAAAAAGAGAGAGAGGCAGAGCAAGGGGGAGAAAAGAGACAGAGAGGGAGAGCGAAAGAGACGUUGCCAAGUGCCGCCGCGUCGUCGUCGUCGUCUGCUCGCUCGCCCCUGACGUCCCUCCGGCACCGCAGUCCCGCGUUCCUUGUCCCGAGGAGAGUCACGUUCCCUCUCUCCUGGCCUCGCGCAGAGUCACGUUCGCCAGCACUUCUUGCGCGAAGAAAGGUGUCGCAGGUGGUCAGUCGGUUCGCAAUUGCUCCACGCGGAUGGGCUCCUUGUGAUACUUGCGCCUGCCGGAAACAGCCUAGAGAUUUUAUAGAGAUAGAUAGAAAUAAGUAAUAAAAGGGUCUCGCCAUGUCAGGUCGCACGAAUGCUAGCGGGGUUGCCGACGCCGGGGCGAAAGCCGACAGUAUUAGACAAAGAACACUGCAUGAAAGUAGUGACCAGGGCUGCUUACCUGUGCAUAAUGGAGUCCUUCCGUCAGAGGAAAAAGUUCCCCAAAAACAGAGCGGAAGCCAGUGCUCCCUGCACGUUUGGUCCCGAAAGACCCUUCUCAACAGAAAGGACAUUCCUAAACACCUGCAGUUCAACCCAUACAUCGAGACCGGCUACCGACCUUUGCUCUCUGCUUGGGGGUGCAUCAUGAGUCUCUUCUACUUUCACAAUGAGACCAUCAACAUCAUAACUCACGGCGUGCCCAUGCUGUAUAUCCUGCUGCGAUGGAGGACGCUGCUGCCCUGGUCUGAGAUCACCGUCCCGCUCCUGCCCUGGACUCACCUGGUGUCCACCGUGAGUCCCUGGGUCGGAUCCACCAUCUACCACCUGUUCAUGAACCACCGCGCUGGGGAGAGCUGCUACAAGUCCCUGCUCCACCUGGAUAUGUUCGGCAUCUGGAUUACGCAGAGUUUUGGAGCGCUGACGACGGUCUACGCCUCGGUCUUCUGCCUGAGUGAGACUCUGAUCUGGAAGGUCCUGGUCGUCUACUGCUUAGUGUCCCUCUGGUGUCUCUACAAGGCAUCCCAUGCACGCAACCCCUGGGAGCGCCGCUUCUGCUUCACACUGCCCUUCCUCAUGCGCGCUGCCUCGGCUACCCUGAGGGUGACCAUGUGGGGUGGCGGACACCCUGACGCCUUCAGGCACAUCAUCUUGCAGGACUUGUUAGCAGUACUAGGUGGAUUUGUUGGAGCUCUGCGCGUUCCAGAGAAGUGGAUCCCAGGGCGCCUUGACCUCUUGGCCAACUCCCACCACAUCAUGCAUGUCGUGGUGGUAUAUGCUGUGUACCAUCUCCACCAGGGAGCAGUGCUGGAUAUGGUCUGGUUAUCAAGGAACUCAACCUGCUCUCUAGUGCAGAGUGAAGCUAUGCUGUAGAGGCCGUUUGCUGUUAUAUCAAAUAUUGCCGACCUCAUCAACCAUAAUCCCAUCAUGCCACAAGCAAAGGCUUUUGGAUAUAUUUCCCAUGUUGCUGUGGCAGCACACCAAUGUGAUUCAUGAGUUUUCUCUUUUGGCAGCUUUUCUAUCACAGGCAGUGAAGUGUAUACAUUUAGUUAUCAUGUGGUAAGGAUUUCGUUGGGAAAUGCUCUUUGACUGCACUGACUUUUCCUUGUUUACAUAUCGUGUGUGUGUGCUGUCACGCUCUCGUGGAAUUUUACACUCAUCUGCGUUAAAAAGUUGGUAAAGUGAAGCUUGCACUUCUCUGACUAGUGUUGUAUGAUUACAUUUCACCUCAAAGACAAAUUUCCAUAAUCUGUUGGCAUAACAGUGUUAGUCCAAGGUUGUUUAGUGAUAAGAGACCCUACGAGCCAUAGUCACUAGUCCUUAUAAUCAUUCCUUAGGUGACCAACAUGUACCUUGCACAGCAGCAGAUCCAGAGCACUACGUAGAAACUCUUUCCAACUUGGGUGCAUAAAUUAUAUGUGAAGGUUUACAUGUCUCUUUCUCUUUAUAUUUGUGCAUAC